CACACACACACACAAAGGAGGAGUUCUCGCUCCUCAGGAAACCCUGCAAGCUCGGAUCGCUACUACAAAAACAUUUGUCUCAGUGGAUUAUCCUCACUGUCAGCAGGAGCCCAGCCAGAAUGAAACUAGUUCACGUAGCCCUGCUCUAUCUCGGCUCUGUGACCUUCCUCGGGGUGGAUGCUGCACGGGUGGACGUAGCGACAGAGUUCAAAAGAAAAUGGACGAAAUGGGCACUAAGCCGAGCCAAGCGGGACGUGAAGCCUGCGGGCUUGCUCCGAGGGCUGGGGGCAGCCGCCGACGUGCUGCCUCUCAUACGCACCCAGGACGUGAAAGAGGAUUCCCGAGUCUCACCUCCCAGCAACCGGGAGGAUGCUCACAUCCGCGUCAAGCGCUACCGCCAGAGCAUUAACAGAUUCCCCCACUUCCAAACAAAGGCGUGCCGCUUCGGAACGUGCACGGUGCAUUGGCUGGUCGACGAGCUCCACAGGGCGGCCGUCAACGAUAGGAACGAUGCCGCCCCCCCAAACAAGAUCAGCCCCCAGGGCUACGGCCGCCGGCGGCGUUCCCUGCCCGAGCCCCGCAGCCCAGCGCGCUCCCCCAGCUCCGGGCGGCGCCCACGGACGCGCCGGGCGCAGCCCCUCGCCGCCUUCCUCGGAGUCUGAAGCGCCGCAGGACCGCCGAGGCCGCCUCGACGGAUGGACUGAGGCACGGGCUGAGAUCCGCCAGGAUUCGCGGAGAGCGCCUGCCCGGGCGGGACCCCGGCGCGCCCUCCGGGGGGAGCUGAGAAGGGCAGCGGACGCUGCGCCCCCCGCCCGCCACGGACU
Camarhynchus parvulus is the source of this 824-nucleotide messenger RNA. It is a transcript of the gene ADM, whose product is annotated as adrenomedullin. Gene Ontology annotation, biological process: positive regulation of heart rate; adenylate cyclase-activating G protein-coupled receptor signaling pathway; regulation of systemic arterial blood pressure. Lineage: Eukaryota; Metazoa; Chordata; Aves; Passeriformes; Thraupidae. The transcript has 4 exons. Bases 120 to 662 code for a protein of 180 amino acids. The record is from RefSeq and is a predicted model, not a curated record. Gene Ontology annotation, molecular function: adrenomedullin receptor binding; hormone activity. Gene Ontology annotation, cellular component: extracellular region.